UCAAACAGCUGUACAGAGCUGUCAAAACAAAACUGAAUGUUAAAUUAAGCAAGCAGUUAAACAACAAAGUAAUAAACUACUAAGCGCGUUCUUAAUAAUUAGUGAUACUAAUAUUAUUGUUUGCUAGAUGUUUUCUUCCAUAUUUCCGUAGAACCUUCAACGAUGCCUCUGGAUUUAAUUGAAGUUCCCAGCACAGUGAACGCAAGCCACGAUGGUGAGAUGAUGGACUACAAGCAUAUUAUCGCAACCACAGCUUCCAUCAGCACUAUCCUCCAGUUUCUCUCAGGAAUAUUGGUUUGUCGAAAAUUUAUGAAAAAGGGCACAACAAAUGAAGUCUCUUCUUUUCAUUUUGUUGCAGGCUUCUUGUCGUGUGGGCUGUGGCUUAACUAUGGAAUAAUGAUCAAUGACAGCAGUCUUAUCCUAGUCAAUGCUGUUGGUGCAAUUCUAUUCAUGUGUUACAUUCUCCUCUUCUUCUCCUAUACACUCAGGAAGACAACCGUAGUGAAACAGGUGUUAUGGGUGGUGACCGUGAUGGUGCUGGUACGGAUGUACGGAGCAUGGCUAGGUGAGGUGGCACAAGCUAAGGUCCAUCUUGGCUAUAUCGCCUGCUGUACCUCGCUCAUGUUCUUCGGCGCACCACUGGCCAACUUGGCGUACGUGUUAAGGGUAAAAAGCGCAGAAAGCCUCCCGUUUCCGAUGAUUGUGAUGACAUUCAUCGUAUCAUUGCAGUGGCUACUUUACGGUAUCAUUUUAGAAAACCCCAUUAUACAGUACCCGAAUAUCAUCGGUUGUGUGUUAAGCCUUCUUCAGCUGUCUCUGUUUGUGGUGUUCCCCGGUCGGUGAGCUGGCGACAAUGUUACACUUCUCCAAUGUUCUGUGAUACUCUGCAGGAGGGGCUCCGCAAUAUCCGUGCUCUUGUACCGCUAGUCUCUUACAGUAUUUGUCAUAUUGUUACGGGUAAUCUGACAUUUAUUUAUUUUUUGAAAGUUCUGGAAAAAUGGGAGGAAUUAUUUUUGUCCUAACAACUGGAUUGGAUUGAUUUAAACGUAAUUAAUUUGCGUUUUACAUUGUAGAACCUUGUACAUUUGUAUCCCUUUGACACAUAUUAGCUUUAAAGUUAACUUUUUAUGCUUUUAAUAUAUUUUAAUUUAAUUUAUUCAUUCUCUUAGUGUCGCUGUUCAAUAAAUCGGACCACAAACGACUUACAAAAACAGCCUUGAUCCAAUAUAUAGUUAUUUUUGUUGUUUUUUUUUACUACCAACCAUCCAAAUGCUGUGAAGUUACAUGAAACAACUCAGUAUUAAUUAUGCUGGACAGGACAUUUUUUUUAUAGUUGCUUUGCUUAACUAAGUCCUUACAUUAAGGCAAAUUUGUUCAAAACUCUUGGGCUCAGAAGCCCUCCCUAACACUUAACCUGGGGACCAACGGCUUAAAGGUGACUUCCGAACCACCACCAACGGCCGGGCAGGCGGGCUGCUUGCAAGGACAGGAUCGCUCAGCGGUCACCCAUCCAAGCAGCAGCCACAAUCGACGUUGCUUGAUUUGGUUAUCUCGCGAUAGCCGCCGCACUCACUACACUGCGCCAAUGGCUAUUACAAACAUUACCAAAUACAUGCAGAGUAACAUAAACAUUUUAUGGCUUGUAAUUUUGUUACUGUAGUCAAUCCUGAGGGGAAUUAAAUUACUGUAACAUACAUUUUUACACAACACAUAA
Homalodisca vitripennis (glassy-winged sharpshooter) is the source of this 1714-nucleotide messenger RNA. RefSeq names its product sugar transporter SWEET1-like. NCBI's taxonomy places the organism in Eukaryota, Metazoa, Arthropoda, Insecta, Hemiptera, Cicadellidae. The transcript is spliced from 8 exons. Gene Ontology annotation, molecular function: sugar transmembrane transporter activity. The record is from RefSeq and is a predicted model, not a curated record. Gene Ontology annotation, biological process: carbohydrate transport. The coding region runs from base 163 to 843 and encodes 226 amino acids. Gene Ontology annotation, cellular component: membrane.